AUGGCACAAGCAAUAGAAUUGCACCCUAUUAUCAAGCCCUUACCUUUUAGAAGUUCGAUGAUGGAUGAAAUUAGGCCUAUUAAACCUCCCUCAUCUGCUCACCAUAAGCAUAUUCUGAUAGCUACAGAUUACUUCACAAAGUGGAUUGAGGUCCAGGCUUUCAAAAGUUUAAAUGCAAGGGCAGUGAUCUUGUUCUUGGAAGAGAAAAUCUUUACAAGAUAUGGGAUUCCAGAAUCUAUAACACUAGACCAGGAAACAAUGUUUACAGGACAUGAGUUUAAUUCCUAUAUCAAGGAAUUUGAAUCCAAUAGAUACAUUCAACUAACCCCUUACUUUGUUCAGGCCAAUGGACAAGCUAAAGCCACUAAUAAAGUGAUCUCUAAAGGAAUUGCUAAGAUGGUGGAUGAAAAUCCUAAAAAUUGGCACGUUCUUUUACACUAUGCUAUUUGGGCAUAUUGA
This is a messenger RNA of Chenopodium quinoa (quinoa), 459 nucleotides long. Its product is annotated as protein NYNRIN-like. Lineage: Eukaryota; Viridiplantae; Streptophyta; Magnoliopsida; Caryophyllales; Amaranthaceae. The coding region runs from base 1 to 459 and encodes 152 amino acids. Gene Ontology annotation, biological process: DNA integration. The transcript has a single exon. The record is from RefSeq and is a predicted model, not a curated record. Gene Ontology annotation, molecular function: nucleic acid binding.